This is a messenger RNA of Lucilia sericata (common green bottle fly), 5186 nucleotides long. RefSeq names its product chromatin assembly factor 1 subunit A (gene Caf1-180). Gene Ontology annotation, cellular component: nucleus; CAF-1 complex. Bases 1109 to 4741 code for a protein of 1210 amino acids. NCBI's taxonomy places the organism in Eukaryota, Metazoa, Arthropoda, Insecta, Diptera, Calliphoridae. The record is from RefSeq and is a predicted model, not a curated record. Gene Ontology annotation, biological process: nucleosome assembly. The transcript has 4 exons.
UGGCCUGUUCUAUUGUGUAAUUUAAUAGUGUCGGGUUAAGAUCCUUAUGGUGUCUCUAAGAUCCUUCUUAACGUACCCCUGACAAACUUGCAAUUCAUCAUUUCCACCCAAAUCGGAAUCAACUUAAGCGACAACUGUUCUAGUUUUGGGUUCCUUCCCGUCUUUCAAAAAAACUAACACAUAUACGAAUAAAAAAAACACCUACAUACAUGUAUGUACAUACAUAUGUAUGUAUCUUUUUUCAUUAUUGGGAAAAUAUUUUAAAUAUCAGCCACAUUCCCCCGAAAUAUAAAUUUGAUUCUGUAUAAAAAUGUCCUACUCCCAACAAAGAUUUCUUAUGUGAAUACAUACAAAUUCUCUGCAUAGAAACCCUAUUUUUGUUCAACAGAAUAAAGUUUGUAGAAAUUUUAAAUUCCGGCGAAUAAAUUUUAUUCAAAAUAUUUGUAAGUGUUUAGUUAUUUAAAAUUCCUAUAAAAAUAAUAAUAAAUGUAUGCUGUUAGUAAUUUCUUUAAUUGCAAUUAUGUUGCAUUAAUUAACACUUGGCAGUUAACGUUCAAUUAGAGUUGCAAUAAAAAGGUCUUACUAAAACAAUAUCACAGAUGUGCUAAAAACGUACCAAAAUACUAACUUUUAGUAAGCAACUAUACGGCAAUUCUAUUUAAUUAUAAAGGAUGCCACUGUUUAACAAAAAAUAACUUAAAAUUCCAUGAAAUGAUCAAAAAUAAACUAGGACAGCUACUUUUUAUAAUAAAAGCUACGUUUAAUGCUUUUAUAAUAAAUAUGGAAUAACAUAUUAGGAUUAUUUCUCUAGAGAGCUAAUAAUUUGAAUAGUUUUGCUAAACUAAAUGGUUAACUUUCCCAAUGCCGGUUCUACCGGCAAACAAUUUUGCAGAUCUUAUUGAUCUGGCAUCCCAUGACUUUGUUUAGCAGUUCGCGCGUUUUUCUGUCAUUUUUCAGAAACAUUUUUUUAUUUGGUGUAGCUUUAUUUAUUUUUUCGUGCUAAAUAAAGUGGAUUAAAUCUGGUGUUUUUAUUAUUUUUUUAAAUUUUAAUUAUUGUUAUUUACUUUGAAUUGUAAAAAAUCUCAAGUGCAAGAAAGAUUUGCGAAUAAUGCGCAAUUCUACAAGUGGUAGUACACCGAAAACAAAUACGGUCCAAGAUGAUAGUGUUUCCACAAACAACAAUGCAGAAAAAUCUAGUGCCAAAAAAUUGAAACAAGCACGACUACCAUUUAAAGUUAUUGCCCCCGGCACAUCGCCGGUUGGCUCAAAAACCACUGCAACACCACUAACAACUGCAGGGGACAAGGAUAAAGAUAGCCAUUCUACAGAUGGUAGAAAGCGUAAACUGUCUUAUGAUGAUACCGAUGAUGAUGUUGCUAGUGGUGCCGUUGUUCUUAUUGAUGCUGACGAUAAUGUAAGCAAAGAAAAUGUUGAGAUUUUAAAGGCGGCAACUAAGAAAAAGAAGACCAACAACAAAGAACACACCACAUCGGAGGUUGUUGUCUCACUUUUGGAUGAUGAUGAUGACGAGGACGUUGAAGGUGAAACCAAUAAUGAAGAUAUUAAUAAUACUUCUGUUAUUAGUGCUGUGGGCAAAAAAGAUUUAGCUUUAAAGACUCCAAAAGCUACUGCUAAAGACAAACGAAACGGUGCAGGAACACCACAAACAUCUAGCGCUCAAAAGGACAAAAAUGGCAGUGCCUCAAAAUUACAAAUAAAAUUACCCUUAAGUGCUGGCAAAAAGAAACGUAGAAAAUCAAAACUACAUCAAUUGUCGUCACUCAACAACUCAACAGCAGAAGGUUCUCAUAAUCACUCGGCACAAGAAUUAUCGAGUGAUGAUAUUGAGGAAAUUGCUGUUGAACAAAAUCCUCAAAAACGUAAAAAAUUAAAUACGGAAUGUGAUGUGGAUGAUGGUGAUAAAACAAAAAAUGCUAAAUCUAAGAAUGAUGAACAAGAACAGGAAGUUGAAACCAUUACCUUAGACUCAGAACAUGAAGAGGAGAAGGAAGUGGAAGAAGUAAAAAGCAAAACAACUGUAACGAGGUCAAUAACAAAAACAUUGAGUGGAAAAGAUAAUUCAAAGAAGGAAAGUUCCAAAAAGCCUUCUGAGCAAAGUAUUAAAAACUGGACAGUUAAUAAAACUACCAACAAAGAGAAAGAAACCAAACAAGAACUCAAAAAUAAAACUUCUCCACAAACCAAAAACCAAUCGCCAGAAGAAUCCCCCGAAGAUGAGGAAAAAGAUGAAAUUCAACAAAUUUCUAGUUCAUCGGAUGAAGAGAAAAUCGAAAACCCCGAAAAUGAUAAAGAAGAAGAGCUAGACGAAAGUGUUCUAAGUGACAAUGACAAUGAGGCCGACGACGAAAGGGAUAAUUUAAAUGGCAAGGGCGCUAAUGUUUCAUCUGAUAUGAGUGAGAAUUCCAAAACAAAACACAACAGUACUCUAGAAUCGCUUAAGGAUGGUAAGUCCAUGAAGUCUACGUCUACGAAAAAUCAAACACCAAAACAAGCUAAGCUUAUGGAACAAAGACGAAAAGCACGUGAAGAGAAAGAACGCAAAUUGCAGGAAGAAAAACUAAAAAAACAACAGGAGAAAGAAGAAAAAGAAUUGGCCAAAAAACGUGAACGCGAGGAGAAAGAAGAACAACGUCGCAAAGAGCGUGAAGAAAAAGAAGAACAAAAGCGCAAAGAACGUGAUGAAAAAGAACGUAAACGUCUGGCCGAGUUGGAAGUUAAAAAUGAAGAAAAACGUAAAAAGAACGAAGCAAGAGAAGAAGAAUUGCGCAAAAAGGAAGAGGAACGCAAACGUAAAGAGCAAGAAAAAGAAGAAGCUGAAUUAAAAAAGAAAAAAGCGGCUCAAGCCUUUACAAAAUUCUUUGUGGCGAAAACUCCAAAUCAAGCACAGCUUAAAAAUGAGGAGGAUAGCAAUACAGGAGACGACAACAAACUGUUGGCUUUUAGACCGUUUCAAGUUAAAGGUGAUAUGAAACUGGCGCCGGUAAUACGUAAAAUUUUCACGCCGGAGGCCAAAAAUCGCCUAGAUAACCUGCUGGGCUGUAAAAAUGACGAUGAUGAUGAAGAGGAGGAUGUGGUAAGACGCAAACCUCUGCCAAAAACUCAAUUGUAUUUAAGUGAACUACGUUCUGGUAAAAUAUUGCCUGGCAAAUGGCGGCGGCCAUCUACAGAAUCAAAAGAUGAUGUCAUACUUGUGGAAGAUGAAUUGGAACGUGUUGGUCAAGAGAUUGUAGAAGAUACACCAGCCUAUAUACGUGAAGAAAUGCGUGUUAAAUUUUAUAAAUUUCAUGAUAAUCGUAGACCUCCCUACUAUGGAACUUGGCGCAAAAAAUCAGCUGUGGUUAAACCUAGAAAGCCUUUUGCUCAAGACAAGAAAUUCUUUGAUUACGAGGUAGAUUCCGACGACGAGUGGGAAGAAGAAGAACCUGGUGAAUCACUGGAGGAUGGCAGUGAUGACGACAAAGAAAAGGAAUCAGAGGAUGAUGACUAUGAAGUAGAUAACGAAUGGUUUGUACCCCAUGGUCACUUGAGUGAUGAAGAAUUACAAAACGAAGAUGAAUUCGGUAUGGGCGAUGACAAUACGCGAGAGGCACAAAAGGCUAAAUUGCAAAUACUACAACAGGAGUUUGCCCAAGAAAUGAAAAAGAAAACAGAAAAAAUAAAGCCCCGCUUAAUAGGAUGUAUAUGGACUGACAUAAACGGCAAUCAACCGGCGGAAUGUGCAAGAAUUUUAUGGGAUACUUUAGAGAAAAAAGCCAUGCUAUUCACCGAACCACCACUCGUUGAAGAACCGGAAGGAGACAGAUCCGCAGAACCUUCCUUAUCACCUUCAGGCGCAACAAAUGGAAAUGUGGAGAAACCUAAUGCGGAAAAAUUAAAACCUAUAAGUUUAUCCGAUAGCAUGAUUAAAGAUCUUAUACGGCUAUUACAUGGCAAUAAUCACUCGAAAAACUUUUUAAUUAAUGAAUUUAUCGCCUAUAUUGAGAAAACGGAGGAAUCUGUUAAAAAUGGAGAUUUACGCAAACCUCUGAAAUCAGUAGUACGUGAUAAAAUUGAUGAAAUGGCUGAAUGGCAAGCAAUAGAUGCCACUGCUGCUACUAUGCUGGAGGUGGAACAAGCCAACGAUGAUGCUGCCACUGACGGUGCAAAAAAGAAGAAAAAGGCCAAAAGACGUUUGUGUUGGGUAGUUAAACAAGACAGUUUAAAUAAAAUGGAAUUGCCGUCGUUGGAAUUACAAAAUUCUUGGGAAUAUACAUUGCCACCCAAAUUUGUAAAGUCCGACAAAGAGGUUAAAACCGAUGAAAACGAAAGCACUACAACUACACCUGUUGUAGCAGAGGAUAGUGCAAAGGGCAAAAAUGCUGCAACAUCACAAAUAACAAAAUUUACGAAAGUUCUAACGGCAGAAGAAAAGGCCUCAAAAUUACAGAAUUCACCUGCAUCAACAACGAAUACGUCGUCGUCCACUGAUAAAUUUGGCGGCACAGAAACAAAAUCUAACACACCCACCACAUCGAAAGAGAAAAAACGAGUGCCUUUACUAAUGUCGGUAGCCAGGGGUCAACAAAUUCCUACACCAGCUAAAAAUAAGUUGAUCAGUCAAUUUUUACAGCAAAAAGGCAAAGACAACGCAAAACCCUCCUCUUCGCCAACAACAACAAGUAGGUCAAAAACUGUGAUCUCGCCCCAGGUGGAGGAUGACGAUGUAGUGAUAUUGGACUGAUGUAUAAAAUUCUAAUAUGAGACGUGUUGUCUUGUCGUAAGGUUUUUACGUUUUGUUGUUUAUAUAUAGCAUACGUCGUCGUCAUCGUUGUCGUCAGUCCCCUCGCCCCUCUCUCAUUUAAAUAUAAAUAUAUACUGAGUAGGUGCUUAGAUAUGUUAUAUUCAUAUAUGUAUGUUAGUGUUGUAAGUAAUCAUCAUUCAAACCUUUUUUAGUUUAUCUUUAAUUCUUAGAGUUAUGUAUUAAAUAUUUUAAAAAAUUCACACGUUCAAACAAACAAAAAAUAUUCAAAUUACACCCAUUUUCCCGUAUAAUUGAGACCCAUUUAGGAUAACUUUUUAAAUAACAUUCAUAUUUUAAAUAAUCGUUCGAAACAUGUAUUUCUAAUGGGACAGUUUUUUUAACACAAAUAAUAAACAAAAAGUUGCAACUUAUUUAAUGCAAAAAA